AUGCGUAAUCUAAUAACUUUGAACCAUGGCAGGCUCCAACCGGUAUCCCAGACACACCCAGACUUGGAGCUAUACACCAGUUGUUUCGAUACGUUGUCUGAUAGCAUAACAUGUGUUCUUGGUGCUGCUGAUAUUGGAAUUCUUGAAGUUCAACAAUACAUGAAAGAUGGUACAAUGAAAGUGUUAUCAUCAUUCUACAUCCAAUCCUUCAAUGAUAAGCUUCUUUCGUUCGCCCAUUUUGACGAUAUCAAUCAACUAGUGUUUGUAUUUCAACAGGGUGAUAUCAUCUCAGUGACUUAUGAUCCAACUUCUAUGGACUAUGAAAAAAGUGAAGUUAGUAUUGUGGGGUCGAUUGACCAAGGAAUCGAAGCAGCGGAAUGGUCGCCUGAUCAAGAAACUCUAGCAUUAGUGACAUAUGAACGUCAUGUAGUGUUGUUAAGUAGGCAGUUGGAGCCUAUUGCAGAGACUGCUUUAGAAGUCGAUGACUUGAAAAUCUCAAAGCAUGUUACUGUUGGAUGGGGUAAGAAAGAUACCCAAUUUAGAGGAAAAGGUGCUAGAGCAAUGGAACGUGAAGCACUACAGUCUCUAAAGGCUUCUGGCCUUGUUGGAAACGAGCUCAGAGACCCAACAAUGCCAUAUGCUGUUGAUUCAGGCCACAUCACUGAACUUGACAACCAUCAGAUCAAAAUCUCUUGGAGAGGUGACUGCGAGUACUUCGUUGUGACCACUGUAGAAACCGUGAAAGAUCCUGCCGACGAAAGCAGGGACAUGGAAAGAAGAGCUCUUAGAGUAUACACCCGGGAUGGUCAAUUGGACAGUGCUUCAGAACCAGUAAACUGUAUGACAGAACAUUUAUCCUGGAAGCCCCAAGGGUCAUUAAUUGCCAGUAUCCAAAGGAGGACCGAGAUUCCUGACGAGGAAGGUUUAGAAUUGAUAUUCUUCGAAAGAAAUGGUCUAAGACACGGGGAAUUUGAUCUAAGAUUACCAUCAGAUGAACCAAUCUUGGAUUUGUGUUGGAAUGCAAACAGCGAGAUCUUAACUGUUGUAUUGAUUGAUAGAAUUCAGUUAUGGACAACUAAGAACUACCACUGGUUUUUGAAACAAGAAGUGAACCUAAAUAACAUACAAUUCGCUAAAUGGCACCCAGAGAAGGACUUCACGAUAAUGGUUGGUGAUUCUGAGAAAAUUACAAUCGUUGACUUUGCCUACAAGAUGACUGUGGGACCAACUCUGCAACCAUUUGACAAUGGUACAAGUCUUGUCAUCGAUGGAAAUACAGUCAAUAUUACACCAAUAGGUAUUGCGAACGUUCCACCACCUAUGUAUUUCAGGGAGUUUGAGUGUUCAAACAACGUAUUAGAUGCUGCAUGCAGUGUAUCAAAUGAAGUGUAUGCUGCGAUAACCAAAGAUGAGCUCAUAAUCGCCACUAUAUCAUCGUUGAAGGAAAUGAAAAAGGGAAAGAGUCCAUCUAUAGCAUCGACUUUAAACAAGUCGCAUUUUGGUACGGCUUUUGACGUUCUACGCCAGGUCGCAUUCAUAAAUGAUAGCACCGUUGCUAUCCUUCUCGAUACAGAUAGUCUUUCUAGAAUUGCUCUAAUAGACAUCAGCGAUACUAAUAAUCCAUCUUUGGUAACUAUUAUCGAAACAUUUGAAAAGGUUGUAUUGUUGAAAUCCCAAUUUGAUUACAACUUUGUCGUCUAUGAGUCAAGUGAUGGUAAAAUUACUCAGCUAAGUGCGGAAGGGCAAUUAACUCAAAUAUCCAAGUUUCCCCAGCUCGCAUAUGACUUUAGAGUUAAGAGAGUUGAUUCUGCUGCAGCUGAAAAUGAUUGGGGUAAUGAACAGUCUAAAACUAUUGCAUUUGGUUUGACGAGCACUGGUAAGCUCUUUGCAAAUGACGUCCAGUUGGCUUCUGCAGUGACAUCCAUAGAAAUAACCGACUCUCUUUUGCUAUUCACAACUGCUCAGCAUAACUUACAGUUUGUGCACUUAAACACCACAGAUUUCAAACCGUUACCAAAUGUGGAAGAAAAUACAACCGAUGAGAGAGUUCGUGCGAUUGAACGAGGAUCCAUUCUAGUCAACGUCAUUCCUUCGAAGGCUGCAGUAGUUUUACAGGCAGCUCGUGGUAACUUAGAGACUAUUUAUCCUAGAAUUAUGGUCUUGUCUGGUGUACGUGCAAAUAUUAUUGCCAAAAACUACAAAGAGGCCUUCAUCACAUGCCGUACACAUAGAAUUAAUCUUGAUAUUCUCUACGACUACAACCCAGAAUUAUUCCUUGAAAAUCUAUCACAGUUUAUUGACGAGAUUGACAGAGUUGAUUACCUAGACUUGUUCAUUUCUUGCCUAGAUGAAGAUGAUGUUACUGAAACGAAAUACAAAGAGACCUUGAAUGUCGGGUCAGCAGUUGCAUUUGAGGUCGCACCACCACCUCCUACGGAAAUGCAACUAUAUAUGAAGAAGAAGAUGUUUGAUCCCAAAAAAUCUAAGGUCAACAAAGUUUGCCAAGCUAUUAUAGAAGUUUUACUCAACAACCAAACUUACAGACAGAAAUACCUCCAAUCUAUUAUUACGGCAUAUGCAUGUCAAAAUCCACCUGAUUUAAAAUCUGCAUUACAGCUAAUAAGCUCUUUAGAAUCAGAAGAACAGAAGGAGUCUACUGUAACAUACUUGUGCUUUUUGCAAGACGUCAAUAUCAUUUACAAAGUGGCACUUUCGCUUUAUGAUAUUCAUUUGACCUUAGCUGUUGCUCAAAAAUCUCAAAUGGAUCCAAGAGAAUACCUACCAUUCUUACAAUCUCUAUUAGAUGAAGAACCUCUACGUCGUAAGUUUAUGAUCGACGACUAUUUGAAGAACUAUGAACAAGCUAUUGAACAUUUGGCUGAAAUUGACAAAGCAACAAACACUGUUUCUGAGGAAUUUAUCGAAUAUGUGGAAGAUCACGAGCUUUUCAAAUAUGCUUUGAAUAUAUUCAAAUCUGAACCAGCGAGACAAAACAUCAUAUACCAUAUAUUUGCCAAGAAUCUAUCGUCGAAGCAAAUGUAUGGCGAAGCAGGUAUUAUUCUUGAAAUGUUGGGCGAGUUUAAAGAAGCUUUGGAUGCAUACACCUUAGGUAAAAAGUGGAACGAAGCUAUGUCCAUUGUAUUGAGUCACUUCCCUGAAAAAAAGGUGGAAGUGGCAGAGGAAUUAGUUUCCUCAUUGAGCUUUGACCACAAGUAUGUGGAUGCUGCUCAGAUAGAAAUCCGCUUCUUGAAGAAUAUCAAGGAGGGUAUGUCACUUUUGUGUAAAGCAUAUGACUACGAAGCAGCAACUUUGAUUGCUGUUUGUGAAAACCAUCCUGAAUUGAUUGAAGAAGUUGUCGAUCCAGCAUUAGGCGAUGGUUUUGGUACCAUAGCAGAGCUUUUGGCAGAUUGUAAGGGACAAGUCAAUUCACAAUUGAGAAGACUACGGGAGCUUCGCCAGAAAAAGGCAGAAGACCCAUUCGCAUUCUAUGGAGAGGAGUCUGAGCAUGCAGAUGAUGUGUCAAUUGCCCCAUCAGAGACUUCCACCAAAGAGUCCUUCUUCACCAGAUAUACAGGGAAAACAUCAGGUACAGCAAAGACGGGUGCUUCAAGAAAAACUGCAAAGAACAAGCGUCGUGAAGAACGUAAGCGUGCUCGUGGUAAGAAGGGUACUAUAUAUGAGGAAGAAUAUUUGAUCCAAUCCAUUGGAAGAUUGAUCGACAGGUUGCAUCAAACUCAACCAGAAGCCAUAAAGCUCAUUGAGGGUCUCUUGAGAAGAAAUAUGAGGGAACAAGCGUACCAAAUUCAAAAGAAUUUCAUCGAUCUUGUGGCUAUCUUGAAGGAAAAUGUGAAGGAAAUAUACACCAUCAGUGAAAAGGACAGAGAAAGAUUUGAUGAAGAUGGCCAAUUGUACUACUUACCGGAGAUCCCAGUACCCGAAAUCAAAGAUUUCCCUAAGAGAAAUAUCAUUGACUUCUGA
Molecule: messenger RNA, 3978 nt
Organism: Kluyveromyces marxianus DMKU3-1042
Lineage: Eukaryota; Fungi; Ascomycota; Saccharomycetes; Saccharomycetales; Saccharomycetaceae
Gene: IKI3
Product: Elongator subunit IKI3
Exons: 1
Coding region: 1-3978 (1325 amino acids)
Biological process (GO): tRNA wobble base 5-methoxycarbonylmethyl-2-thiouridinylation
Cellular component (GO): elongator holoenzyme complex; cytosol
Molecular function (GO): tRNA binding; protein binding
Source: RefSeq, a predicted model, not a curated record